GAAAUAUUUGACGCAAAAGUCAUAGUCAUCCAUAAAACACCAUCAUAAUGUCUUUCAAGAGUUUUCCAGUUGGUUUUGGUUUGCUUCUCUUCGGGAUUCUUGCUUUGAAUGCAUACUCAGAGAUGGCGUCCGCGCAAAAAUGUCUGCCUGGGCAGUUCUCUUUCACUUUCGCCAUGACCCUAAGUUGUAAUGGAUGUACCAUGAAAUGCAACGGGUGGUGUUCUUUAAAAGGAUUACCAUCUUAUAAUUUCUGCAAUGGCGGAGGUUUUGGUGUGAGAUCAUGUUUGUGUUGUUGUGGAACAAAAACACAACCUCCAAAACCGAAACCACCUGUACCAUCACCCCCACCUCCAUCACCACCACCACCAUCUCCACCACCCCCACCUCCUCCAAGAUCUCCACUAGAUUUAUGUGAUCCCAGUGAAAUUUCUUUUUCGAUCCCAUCCCCUGGUUGCCCAAUUUGUCCAGUGUGUAACUGUCCAGGUGGUGUACCUCCAGAACUUUCAGCCUGUGUUGCUAACUACUGCAGCUGUUGUUGCCCGAGCACCCUCUCAUCAUCAACAAAGACUCCUGGUUCGCUUUUAUUCGCAAGAGCAUAGAGAAUAAUAUUCCCGUAAAUUAGCUAUCAGGCGGUCAUGAACUAGCUGCAGUCAAUGUGAUGUCUAGAAUGAUCUUUAUUAUGCGUUUAAUAACAAUU
Messenger RNA from Papaver somniferum (opium poppy), 697 nucleotides. RefSeq names its product major pollen allergen Art v 1-like. Lineage: Eukaryota; Viridiplantae; Streptophyta; Magnoliopsida; Ranunculales; Papaveraceae. The transcript has 2 exons. Bases 48 to 599 code for a protein of 183 amino acids. The record is from RefSeq and is a predicted model, not a curated record.